Molecule: messenger RNA, 2986 nt
Organism: Macadamia integrifolia
Lineage: Eukaryota; Viridiplantae; Streptophyta; Magnoliopsida; Proteales; Proteaceae
Product: transcription factor BIM2-like
Exons: 13
Coding region: 1037-2725 (562 amino acids)
Biological process (GO): DNA-templated transcription
Molecular function (GO): DNA-binding transcription factor activity; protein dimerization activity
Source: RefSeq, a predicted model, not a curated record
GUGUCCCUCCGACACACAGCUCUUCCUUCCGCCGCACCGCUAGUUAAAGAGCGCAGCCAGAAAGAAAAUAGAGAGAGAAACAGACACAGCAAGAGAGAGAGAGAGAGAGAGAGAGAGAGAGAGAGAGAGAUUUUCACUGAAGGUUUCGAGUAGAUUUUUGUUCCUCUUCGUGUCUGUAGCUCUGGAUCCAUUUGAUCCUUACAGUUUGGGAAGAAGUGGAAUUUGAAUUUAGUUCAUCUCCUCUUGAUACUAAUCAGAUCUACUUUGACAGUUAUUUAAACGUGAGAUUGGAUUGUUCUUCGAAUAUCAGACGCAUUUUACCUAAUCGAAGUUUUCCUGGGAACCUGUGGAAGUUCGUAUACGUCUUUUAAGGUCGACAAGAUUUUUCAAGAGAAGCGCAGGUGGAAGGAAACCUUUGGAAUUGUGCAGUGAGGUGGAAAUUCAGGGAAGGAAAAACCGCUUCACUGAGUGUCUCGUUCACAAAAGAGGUGGAAAUUUGAGGUUUCUGCAAGCAGGCGAGUGGUGUCGUUGCAGUUGGCUUUGAAAUUUGAGUCCGAGGAGGUGUGUUUGAAGGGAGGAUUUUUAGUUUUUUUACCUCAAUAGAGAAGGUGAAUAGAGAAGGUGAAUGUGCCUCCGAUCUCUGGUCGGAGGCGUCGCUCUCAGGAUUUAAGUUCUACGUAUGAGAGUGGAGGAUAUAAUCUCUUGGGAGGAUUCAAUCUCUGAGUCUCACUAUAUUCCAUACCGUACUUAAUUUUUUUCCGGUUAUUCUUGAAGAUCUGAAAUUCUGUAAAGCAGAAUUGUUUCCACCGAAGUAGAGAGAGAAAGAAUUUAGCCAUUUUUGGAACAAUUUCUGUGGAAGACAUCUGUUUCGGUGGAAUUAGGGUCUAAUUAUUGGAAAUUCAGCAUCUGCGACUAGUUGACUUGGGAAGCUGAGUCUGAAACUCCAGUUCUCAGAGGUAGAAAUUAACGAAGGAGAAGAAAAUCUGUUCCAAGAAGUACAGAAAACUCUAUAUCAUAGAUCAACCAGUGGCAGUGGAUGGAGCUUCCUCAACCUCGCCCCUUUGGAACCGAAGGUAAAAAACCGACACAUGAUUUCCUUCCACUGUACAUUCAUUCUUUCCAGCACCAAGAUCCAAAGCCUACUUCUGGGAUUUACCUUAAAACGCAUGAUUUCCUGCAACCACUGGAGAGGGCAGGGAAGAACGAAGCAGCAAAGGGUGAAAACACAGUGGAGAAUAUGAAAACGUCCACAGUAGUUGAAAAGAUGCCUUCUUCAUCAACGGCGUCGGUGGAAAAUGUACUCCCAGGGGGAAUUGGCACUUACAGUAUAAGUCACAUUUCCAAUUUUAGUCAAGGAGUUGCGAAGCCUGAAAGGAGUGUAUAUUGUACAGAGAGAAACGGGGAAGCUAGCAAAUCGAACUCUGAUGGUAGCUUUUACAGCAACGGAGGCGCAUUUACGUUGUGGGGAGAGUCUGUGGUGAAGGAGAACGGAACGACAGUGAAGGAUAAUGCCGGAGAAAAACACGUCAUAAAAGUGCCGGCUGAGAAGUUGGGCCCUUGGUUGUCAGAGCGGGCAUCGCCGUCCCCUUUCAUCCAUCGCAACAGCUUCAGCUCUCAGUCAUCCUCCAAGUAUACUACGGGGCAGAAGAGUCAGAGCUUCAUGGAGAUGAUGAUGAAAUCUGCCAGGGUUCCUCAAGAAGAGGAAGAAGACGACGAUGAGGAGUUUGUUAUCCAGAAAGACGGUCCCUCCCAGAAAGGGAAUUCAACUCUAAAAAUCGACGGCAAGAGCCCCACCGAUCAAAAGCCUGUCACACCACGAUCAAAGCAUUCUGCAACAGAGCAGCGUAGAAGGAGCAAGAUUAACGACAGAUUUCAGAUAUUGAGAGAACUUAUACCCCAUAGUGAUCAGAAGAGAGAUAAGGCAUCUUUCCUAUUAGAGGUCAUUGAGCACAUUCAGUUGUUACAGGAGAAGGUACACAAAUAUGAACAAUUAUGUCCAGGAUGGAAUCCAGGGCCUACAAAGUUGACACCAUGGAGAAAUAGCCAUGGUCCUGGAGAAAGUAUGAUUGAUCAUCCACAAGCCAUGAAGAAUGGUCCUGGUCCGGGUUUAAUGUUUGCUGGAAAAUUUGAUGAUAAUAAUGUUGCGAUUGCCCCUACCAUGCGUCCAAAUGCACAGACUGUCGUUGAAUCUGAGCUCAGCACUGUUGCUGCGUACAGACCAAUGGAUCAUCACCCUGGCCUGGCAAAUAAGUCGGUAUCCUUGUCUAUUCCUAUGCAGCCGAACACAUUCACUUCUGUUGGACAAAGUGGUGGGCAUACCCAACUGCCAUUGAGACCAGUGCCAGAUGCAGAAGAGAUGUCAACUCAGCCCCAAACCAAGUUGUGGCAAAAUAAACCAUGUACGACCACAGUUAAUACACCAAAUGAACAGGAGGAUAUGACAGUUGAAGGGGGAACAAUUAGCAUCUCAAGUGUGUACUCUCAAGGGUUGUUGAAUUCUUUAACCCAAGCACUUCAGAGCACAGGUGUGGAUUUGUCACAAGCUAGCAUCUCAGUGCAGAUUGAUCUUGGGAAGCGAGCAAUUAAUAGACUGGCCAGUAUGACAUCCAGUGCUAAGGAUCACGAAGAGCCAUCUACCAAUCGAGCAAUUGCCCAUUCUAGGGUUGCAAGCAGUGGUGAGGACUCGGAUCGAGUUCAGAAGAGGUUAAAGAUGGAAACAAGCUAGUAGGGAGUUUGUGUGCUUCUGGUCCACAAUACUCGGUGGAGAUCAAUUGUACAUGCUCUGCUCUUACGGUUUGUUGGGACACAUUCUCCUUGCAAACUGGUAGAUAAUUCAUUUAUUUGUAAUUUUCCUCCUCGAAAAAAGGGGCUUCUACAGAGAUUUUUAGAAGCAGCUUUACUUUCAAGGUUUCCAAUUCAGAUGUUAAGUACUUGUCUGUCUUUACUGUUCUACACAAUUGAAUGUAAGAACUAAUUCUUUAACCAA